Messenger RNA from Pectinophora gossypiella (pink bollworm), 1992 nucleotides. It is a transcript of the gene Chmp1, whose product is annotated as charged multivesicular body protein 1b. Gene Ontology annotation, cellular component: ESCRT III complex; multivesicular body. The record is from RefSeq and is a predicted model, not a curated record. The transcript has 4 exons. Lineage: Eukaryota; Metazoa; Arthropoda; Insecta; Lepidoptera; Gelechiidae. The coding region runs from base 169 to 780 and encodes 203 amino acids. Gene Ontology annotation, biological process: protein transport; endosome transport via multivesicular body sorting pathway; late endosome to vacuole transport.
GUCACUGACAGCUGACGAAAAAGUGUUUAUACUCGCGUGAGUCAUUUUACGAAUUUCGUAGGUCCUUGGGAAUUUCUUGUGACUCCUCGUUACUGUUCCUGUAAAGGUCUUAGUACCUUUGUUUUUUUAUACAAACAGUUUUGUAAAACCGUCAAGCUGGGGAACGAAAUGUCUUCGUCUGCUAUGGAGAAACAUCUAUUUAAUUUAAAAUUUGCGGUCAAGGAGCUAGAACGGAACUCAAAAAAAUGUGAAAAGGAAGAAAAGGUGGAGAAAGAAAAGGCAAAGAAGGCGAUACAGAAGGGCAAUAUGGAGGGAGCUCGGAUACAUGCAGAGAACGCCAUAAGGCAGAAGAAUCAGGCACUGAAUUACUUACGGAUGUCUGCUAGAGUUGAUGCCGUCUCUAGUAGGGUGCAGACUGCUCUUACCACAAGAAAGGUAACAAACUCCAUGGCGGGUGUAGUGAAAGCAAUGGAUGCGGCGAUGAAAUCGAUGAACUUGGAAAAGAUAUCCACUUUGAUGGACAAGUUUGAGAGUCAGUUUGAAGACCUGGAUGUGCAGUCGUCGUACAUGGAGAAUGCCAUGUCACAGACCACAACCACCACAGUGCCUCAAGGAGAUGUUGAUAAUUUGCUACAGCAAGUCGCGGACGAAGCUGGUCUGGAACUAAACAUGGAGCUGCCGGCAGGGGUACCAAGUACGUCGGUGGGCAAUACGACGGUGGUGUCGCAGGAACAGGACGAGCUCACGCAGAGACUCGCCCGGUUACGACAGGCCGAGUAACACUCAUGGAUGAUAGGCCCCACCCAAGCAGAGUUAGGCCCCAUGUAAACAUGGAAUGGGCGCAGGAAAAAAAUCGAGACACACGGAAGCAUUAUAAUUGCGUUUGUAUUCACCGUGGGACGCGCCGCUCAACCACCUCUCCAUGAGGCCUAAACGUAAAAUCGCUUGAAUAUUGUGCUGUGUGGGCGAAAACGAACGUACUUUAUAAGAUAUUGUACAGAAAUUAUGGUUACUUUAUUUUUCGCAGGUUUCUAGCUAUACCAAGUUAGUAGAGAAUACUUUAGUGUUAGGGCAGUAGUGUUUUUACUGAAGGUUAAAAUUUACAGAAAUAUCUUGAUCUGUUCUCGGUCUUGAAGUGUUUGAUGUGUUCAAAUGGUAUAGCUAGAAAUAUUGUCGCAGUGAUUUUUUUAGCAUACAAAGUGCGCUAAAAUUAUUCAGUUUGAGAUGAACUCAAGAGGUGAACUAAAAUAUUUGCGAAUUAACAAUGUGAAGUUAGUAUAUGGAUAAACCCUUACUGAAAUUUAUAAUAAUGUUUUAUGAAGCUAAUGCCCCCGAUUCCUGCAGACACAUCCUAAUUUGAUUUUAAGUUAUACCUGUCGUUUUCUUAUCCGCCGAAAAGGAAAGGGACGGGUGAUUGACAACUGUUAAUUAAAAGAAUGGCGGGCGAAUAAAGUAGUCAUCUCACUCAUGUGCAACCCGUUUGACGUGUGCUGUCAACUUAAUUCUGUCGGGUUAUUGACCAGUAUAAAAUUUGGCUAAUCUGUCACUAGAUGGCGCUAGCAGUUUCGACUUUCGUAAAUCAAGUUUUGCCGCCGUAAUAGAUAUCAUUGUAAACGAUUCUUAAUUACGCAAGUAUUGUAGUUGUUAAGAAUGUAAUAAUAAGUCUCAUGUUAAUAUUGGUAAUACAGACUUUCGUGAUUGUUUUUCUUCAUUCCUUUUUCCAAUUUCGUUGAUAAAUGUAUAGGUAUAUUUUCUGCUCACUCACUCUCUGCCCACCCCCUUACGGGCAUGAGUUUAUGUAUGUAUAGGUAAUUGUUGAAUGGUGCAAGGGUAAUCUGUUUAAAAUUAGCUGCAAACGUUUCUUUGAUAGUCACAAAAUAUCUAUCGAACUUGCUUUCUGUUUGCACCAAUGAUCUUACUUUUAAGCCUGAAUAAUAUAUGAUUAUUUUUUGAUUUUGUGUAAAAUAUGUUUAUUACAAUUUUUAAUAAGUA